Asterias rubens (European starfish) is the source of this 4361-nucleotide messenger RNA. Its product is annotated as neuronal acetylcholine receptor subunit alpha-10-like. Gene Ontology annotation, molecular function: acetylcholine-gated monoatomic cation-selective channel activity; transmembrane signaling receptor activity. NCBI's taxonomy places the organism in Eukaryota, Metazoa, Echinodermata, Asteroidea, Forcipulatida, Asteriidae. Gene Ontology annotation, biological process: nervous system process; signal transduction; chemical synaptic transmission. The coding region runs from base 690 to 2408 and encodes 572 amino acids. The record is from RefSeq and is a predicted model, not a curated record. Gene Ontology annotation, cellular component: neuron projection; synapse; postsynaptic membrane. The transcript has 7 exons.
UGGAUUCGCGCGGGUUGUUCGUGGCAAAGCCUUUGAUGAGACACGAUUUAUCUGAAUAGGAACGUAUUGUGCAGCCGAUGGCAUGCCGCUAUUUCCUCCCUCUUCAGCGAUUCAGUCACCCUGGCAACGAACAACCUUAUUUCAUCUUCAAGAGUCCAAUAGUGAAUCGUUCUCAGACCUACUUUUAAUGUCAAGCGUUUCACAACAAUGUUAAACUGCUCCGUAAAUAUGACUUACUGGCGUCGGUUGCAAAGAUGUAUAAGCGUUUCCUUUUCAAUCGAUUUAACUUUAGCAAGUUAUUGGUCGUAGAUUCCAAAUCAUUCAUCCCGAAUAAGUGAAUUGUUCUAUUUCCCAUUGACAAACCACUCAUGUAAACGAUAUAUGUUAGCAGUAAUGUGUAAAUGUUUCUACGCGUUGAAGAUGAACCCAGGUCGACGAGCCAGACAUCUGAAGACGCUGUUAAUGAGCUAAGGUGUCUGUGCCCUUCUCAAGGUUCAACAGUAGCUUAAAGGGUGGAAAAGGGAGAGGCUCCUAGGGGACAAAGCAACGCGACGAAGCGGCCAUGACCACGUCAGACUACUUGAUAUCACUGCUGUGAGUUUGACGCAGUGAGGACGUGUCAUCCUCAUCAGCUUAGAUCUACCGUGCAUUGCCCACCGUCAUACCGCUCAAGCAACAGCAGUGUCAAAAUGGCAACAUGUACCCUAAGAACAAUGUUAUUAUCUCUCCUAAUGAUGAUAAUUGUCUUAACCCGAAUGACUUCUGCACUAGUGGUGCCCUUGACUGUAAAUGGAGAAUGCCCGAUCCACACUGUGCGAACUUUAGAUGGAAACAAUUGUAUGUCAUGUGCGUCUUGCUAUUCGGACUACUCACCGCAGGAUUGGCUUUGCAUGAACUGCACACAAGGUGGAGCCCCAUUUCUAGGAGAUGAGCAGCGUUUAUAUCAGCGACUGUUUCUAAAGAAACCCUACUACAACAGCCAGCUGCGACCUCUGAAGAAUAACUCGGAUCAAGUCGUCGUACAGUUCACCAUGUUGAUCAAGCAGAUUGUUGACAUUGACGAGCGGAAUCAGAUAAUGAAGAUGAACAUCAUACUACAGCAGAAUUGGAGAGAUCACUGGCUACAUUGGGAUCCUGAUGACUAUGGAGGAUUGAUGGAGUUAAGAGUCCCUGCUUAUGAUGUCUGGCUCCCAGACACAACACUUUAUGACACAGCGGACACAAACUCGGCCUAUGCUGGCAUCACAGGCACAAAUGUUGUACUGAGACAUGAUGGAUUAGUGCAGAUGAAAACCAAACCUUACAUACAACGUAGCACAUGCCACAUCAAGAUUCGCUUCUUUCCUUUCGAUGAACAGAAAUGCCAACUGAAAUUUGGGCUGUGGACAUAUGACUGGAAUCAUGUAGAUCUACAAAACUCAACAGCAGGACCAGACAAAUCGCUGUAUUUAGAGAAUGAGCAAUGGGACUUGAUGUAUUCAUGUUUCAAGAGGAAUCUUGAGAGCUACAUAUGUUGCCCAACUAAGUAUGUGGAUGUGACGCUUUUCGUUGGCAUACGCAGGAAGCCUCUGUACUACAUGUACAAGUUGGUGAUGCCGAUUGUUCUACUCUCUGCAUUGUCUAUGGUGGGUUUCCUGAUGCCUUAUAAUGUGGGUGUGGUCAAGGCAAACCUCAGCAUCACUCUUAUCUUGUCAAUGACUGUCUUCCUACUUCUGGUGGCUGAGACUAUUCCUAAGACAUCAGAAGGACUUCCACUUAUCAGUGAAUACUACCUAAGCAUCAUGUUCCUCAUAGCAAUCUCAACAGCGAUGAACAUCACAGUUCUAAACAUUUUCCACCGUGGGGAGGAUGGUAGUGUUGAGGUGCCUCAAUGGCUCCGAACGUUGGUGCUCAAGUACAUGGCUAGGAUCAUGUGUAUGGAUUGUAAGGGUGAAUAUUUCCUGACCAGACCCAAUGAGCCCAAGAUUGACCAAGCACGACUGGCAAUGCUCAGGAAACAAAGAUGGUUCAAUGCAAGGUAUGGCACAUCGUAUACACCGCUAAUUCAAGACUCAUCGAGGAUGAAUAAUGAUGGCAUGCAAGGAGGCUGCAGUAAUGGCCACAAUGCACAAGCUGAGUUAGACCACUUUGUUGAGAAUCUUGGAGAAUCUGACAACAUAAGACUAACCAAGAUGGAAUCCAACGUCUAUGGAAUCCUCAGACAGAUCCGUUCAGUGCAGAAAAAGAGUGACCGCACAGGCAGAGUGCAUAGAGAAUGGGCCUUGGUGGCCACAGUAACUGACCGCUUGCUGUUCUACAUCUAUGCCUGCUUUACAGUUGCAAUGUCUGUCAUAAUCUUACUAGUCAACCCAACUUUAGACGUCCAUGAUGGAGCUGUAUGCGGUACCACAGAAAGUGAGGCAGCAUAACUUAAGUUUUAAACAUACACAAAUACAUGUACACCCAUAUCAAUGUUGUAGCCCUGGAAAUAAUUCACUUGGGCCUUUGUUAUAACAUGGAUACCUAAUUGGUUCAACUGUAGUCUGGAUAGUCUACACUUAACAGUUUACAAUUGUCCAGGUCAAAUCAAUUUUGGGGCCCAAUUUAUGUAAAAGAUGACCAACUUCAAACUCGACUUCUGUAUUACAGCAAACCCUGGUACUUUUUUAAUUGGCUAUAAAUGCAAUGCAUCUUUACAACAAAUCUUCUUUGGAAGAAAGUCUUCAAGACCUUAUGGUUGGUAAAAUGUCAAUCAAGCUUUUGAUUCAAGAUGACAUGCUUAAAUUCACUGCAUCAAAGUCAGACAAGGAAUUCACUGCUGAAUUUUAUGAGAACUGAAAAAGUUAAACUUGCAUCCCAAUUGGGAGGUCGACCCAAUAUGCCAUUUAGUGGAAUCAUAAAUCUUGCUUGGCUACUUUUUGUGUUUAAGAAAAUAUAGCUGAACAGUUCUCUACUUAGCAAGAAUAUAAGCACGAAACCAAUCACAAAAGGUACAUAUCUUAUUAUGGCAAGCACAUUUGCAUUGUGCUUAGCUACUUUUUGUGCGUAAACAGCUCUAUGCAUUGGGCCCUGAUUAUUAUUCAUAUAAUUAGCAUUCCAAUAACAGGCGUUUAAUGAAGAUGUAAGAUUGUGGUGGUAAUGUCAAACCUGGUUCUAUGAGUUUUUAAUCUUUUAACUUUAUAUUUAUGUCUUAGUUUCUUUACAGUGUUCCACAUAUACAUGAACAUUUUAACAAAAAUGUUUAUUAAUUUGUAAACAAAGGGUGGAUUUUAUGUAAUUGCUUUGCAGAGUUGUCAGUUACAUUGCUUAACCGUCUUUCAAUUUUCAGGGGUGAAAACCAUUUUAGUUUACAAUUUGUAUAUUUUUUAUAAAUUUGAAAGAAAGAAAAACUCCCACCAUUUAUGCAAGCCCUGUAAGGCUCUUGCAUUUUGUAAAUAAUGUAUAAUUUCAAUAAAUAUCUGUAAUCUGCGUGUAAGGAUUUAUGUACUCAAACUACUAAGAAAAUCACAUAAUGAAGCUAUUUUAAUAGAGUGGAAGUAACAACUUGAAGCAUUAAUUGUUGUGUACAAACAUUCCACUUGAUCAUCAACCAAGUUCAUCUUUGAGUUUGUGUUUUAGUUUUAAUUACUUUUGGUGCAAGUUUUGGAUCACAGUGAAAUGAUGUUCCUUGAUCAUUCUUACCAAACUAUUUACUACUGGCACAGUCGGUGGUUUGUUUUGUGUUUUUUAUCUCACAAUCUUGACAUAAUUUUAGAUUGACUUCACAUAUUGUUUUUGUGUCCAAUAGGCAAAUGGCCUUACCUAAAAUGAAAAAUGGCUCAGCAUUAUUUUGAUGGCUACAUAUUUAAUAACAGAAAACACCAAUGUCAAUCCUUUGUCUUUUUGUUUUCAGGUACAGCAUUGGUUAUGUAGAUAGAAAAAAUGCAACUUUAACAGCGAAAAUGUGGCGUAUUGAUACUUUUCUUCCCCAUGCCCCCAGAGUCAAUCUCAUGUUUGCCGAGGGAGUUUUCGUUUUGGGUGACGGAUGGUUCUGCAAUAGUAAAAAUGUACACCACCACCGUCCGCUGUAUCAAGUAUCCAUUCUACGGACAACCCAUUGAUUUUUCAGGCUGAUGAACUUUUAGUUGAUCACAUGAGCAAGUUCAGUAUGCGGACUGCGCAUGUAUGAAUAUUUAUCAGUAUGUUGAAACACCAAACGUCAGUUUUAAGCAAAACGUAGAAUCAUUCCAGGUACUGUCAUAGAAAUUGACGGGCGACUGUCCUCAAAGUUGACGCAUGCGCCGAUAACUCAAUGUGUAGUUUUCACCGUCGUAGAACCAUCCAUCAUCCACAAACUCCCUAAUCACAAACAGGAGACCAUUGUGGUGAAGGGAGGGGGGGGG